UAUAAACAAGCGGGCGGCGGAAUUUCGAAACCCUGAAGCCCCCAAGACCUUUCAUUUCUCUCUGAGAAAACUAUGGAGUUGGACCCAGAGGUCGCUUUCAGAGACGAUGAAGACGGUCCCGAGAACGAACUCCUUCAGGGACAAGAGUCAAAUAAAGAAAGUGCGGUGCGUCUCGUUGAUGCUUCGCUCAAAAUGUUUUCUACCUCGACUUCAACACAGAUUUUUGCUUCGCGAUGCAAAAGAAAGAGAGAUGCAACAUUUGGCGAUCUUAGAUUUCUUGAGGAAUGCCACUUUAAGGCGCAAGUGAGCACUCGUGGCCAUCGAGACGCGAUGGCUAGUAUUAGGUCAUCAUUGACAGAUCGACAAAAGGAAAUUUUCCAAACAACAUGUUUUGGAAAAUUUUUGCAAUUAAGAGAUUCACGAUUCAGCGGAGUGUUGGUACACUCCUUCAUAUUGUGCAAGGUGGUGAGGGCAAACUCAGUCAAGGAGUUAUGGUUUAGGAUUAAUGGGAUUGACGUUCGAUUCAGCCCAUAUGAGUUCGCUCUUGUGACUGGGCUACGAUUUAAUAGGCGUUCAAAGAUACAACAAUAUCUUCCCUCUUUGGCCGACCAUAGGAUUAGAGAGACAUACUUCGCUGGUAAGACAUCUGUUACAUACAUUGACAUCAUGCACGUGUUUGAGCGGAGGGCAUGGGGGGACAACGACUCUGAUGCUGUGAAGUUAGCAUUGCUUUAUUAUCUUCAUAUCGGUUUAUUAGGGGCUGAUAAGAGAAAUGUGAUCCCUAAGGAGAUACUCCAAUUAGUAGAUCAUGUAGAUAAAUUUAAUACAUACCCAUGGGGAGUACAUGUAUGGCAAAUGACUUACAAAUCAAUCUGCAAUUGUAUCGGCCGACUCUGUGUCGAGUUUGAGCCGAUCAAGAAUAAGACCCCUCAUAUGCAACAAUAUAGCCUUAUGGGGUUCCCUCUAGCAUUUCAAUUUUGGAUAUACGAAACGCUUAACACCUUAGAGAGUUGGGUGGACCAGAUAUCACCUUUGGCAAGACCGCGGAUGCUGAGGUGGCGGACAAGAGACGUCCCAGGAUGGAAUGAUGUAAGAGUUAUUUUUGCUAGAGAUGGUAAUGUUAAUUUCCCGUUGGCAGCAUCUUCAGUCGAGAAGGGCGAAGAUUGGUAUCGUGACAUUAUUGAGUACAUGGGCAUGUCAGAUGUUCGGUUGAUGUCUUCGCCCUCCAUGUCCUCUCUUGAGCCCACAAAAUCUCAGCCCCCAUAUUUUGUGCCCCUAACUACAGAGCCUUUAACAAAAGAGACACUAGUCAUUGAGCCCCCAACUGUAGAGACUCAAACAAUUGAGUCCUCUACUGUUGAGCCUCCAUCACAUGAGGCUUUUCGAAGUUAUGUAGACACAACCAUAGCCCAAUGGGGGAGUCUUAUAUUGGAUUGACUUAGCCAACUAGAGGCUCGAGUGAGUCAUAUCGAGUCUUAUCUCUCUGACAUAGAUAGCCGGAUGGAGGUAAAUAAACUAAAGCUGUAGCAUCCUUACGGAUGCUCUAGGGGUUUUAUUGUCCUUUCCCUAGUUUUAGGUUUGAGUUUGGAUCGAGUUGGGUUGAAAUCGAAAGUAGAAUAGUUGUUUUUGGCUUGAUGUACAAUUGUGCGCUCAAGGAAUGCACGCUUCUAUGUCAUUCGGAUGAUGUAUACCCGCACAUCAAUAGAUGUAUGGUCAUACAUCUUGUUAAAAUAAGGAAUCCCAUUGAAAUAGGAUUCGAAGAAGAGAAGGAUUUUGGGGGAGAUAUAAACCCCCCCGCCUCUUUCUACAAACCCUAAUUCUAGGUGUGCAUUAUUCCAGCAAGCAGGGAGCCGAUCUCGGAGAUGAGAAACCACAUGCAAUCGGAAAGAUCAAGGAUCCGGCUACAAAGAUUCUUGAGGAAGAGAAAAUUGCUCGAAAUUAUGUUAGCAAGGAAACCAGUGAAAAUAUCAAAUUUUCUGCUGCGGAGCUAUCUAAGACCAUUAGAGUUUCAACCAGACGUGUGGCUCCUGGGGUUCAAGCCAUUAAAUUGCUAAAAAGAUUAUCACAACUUGAGGCCAUCUACAUUUCUUUUUCCUAGUGACAAGGAAGUGAUUGGUAGUGCUCGCGCCUUGUAUUUUUAUUGCCCUUCAUAGAUCCUUGUCACAGCUUCAGCGGUCGGUACUUUACUCAAUAUCAGUUACUCUUGUCAAUUGUAUUUUCCAAUUUGACGCCUGAAUAUUGUGGCAAUUAUUCUGAGAAUGCAUGUGAUAUACCCUCCAUAUUCUAAUGACCUCAGAAAUGUUGAAGAGGCAAGAUACAUAUCCAAGUUAAUAUGAAUAGAGUUUUUGUCAUAAUGUUUUGACUGAGGAAAUUGGUCAUGUUUGCAGUUUCAUUCUAAUACAGAUGUUGUAUCUCGAGCUACUGAUGAUCAAGUUAAAAAGGUUGAAGCUUUGAUGAAAUGAAUCGAAUUGAACGAUUUUUCAGUAUGCCAAUUUGCAAAUCCUGCCUUGCAGAGACAUUAUGCAGUAUUACAGGCCCUAGCUCUGGAAGUAGAUGAAAUGGCACAUACCAAUGAUGAAACUCUCCCUGAUGAGGAGGGCAUGGCCAGGCCUGGAGUUUGCUAAAGCUAUAGAAGUAUGGGGAAGAUUAUGAUGACUGAUGAGGAAAGUGAGUCCUCCAGCAAUGGAAAAGUGAGCGAGGCUUCCAAAAACUGGAAAGAAGUUGUUAAAAAUAGGUACACACUUAUGUAUAUCAUCAUGUGAUUGAAUGCUAUUUUAUCUUUAAUUCAAAAUUAUUAAAUUAUAUAGUGACACAAAUCAAAUGUAUAUUUAUUUAUAUAUUCAAAAUGAGUACCCAUAAUUUUAUUAAAAGUUAAAAUAUAUAUUUGUGCUUAACCUCUUAGAAUUAACCGUAUUAAUACAAGAAAAGAGGAGCUUCUAACAAAAUUACUAUCAAUAAAUCUCUGCCUUUCUUUGCUCA
This is a messenger RNA of Mangifera indica (mango), 2979 nucleotides long. RefSeq lists its product as uncharacterized. Bases 73 to 1437 code for a protein of 454 amino acids. The record is from RefSeq and is a predicted model, not a curated record. The transcript is spliced from 10 exons. NCBI's taxonomy places the organism in Eukaryota, Viridiplantae, Streptophyta, Magnoliopsida, Sapindales, Anacardiaceae.